AUGCCUUCUAAUUUGCGACGAAAGCGAACGCAACAACGUGAGUAUUAUAAUAGAAAGCGUUGUCGCAAUAUGGUUGAUGGUUCUUUUGAAAGUGAAAAUUUGGUUGAUGGUUCUGUAAAUGAGGGUUCUUUGGUUGUUGGUAAUAGUAGUUUUUUGGAUGAUGGUUGUUUAAGUAGGGAUUCUUUGAUUGUAGAUCAAUGUAGUAGUUCUGUGGAUGAUGGUCGUUUAAAUAGAGAUUCUUUGGUUGUUGGUAGGGGUAGUGAUAUGUUUGUUGAUGAUUGUUUAGGUGAAAAUUGUAUUGAGAUUGAUAAUUUGUUAGUUGAAAAUACUUUAGAAAAGUCUGUGGUUGAACGUGAUACGAGUAUUGAAAGCGAUAUAAGUAAAAUUGAUAUUAUGAGUAAUUUUUCGAGUUCUGUUUCACGGUGUAUUACCCCUGUUAGUGAAGUUUCAUUGUUGCCUAAAAGGGGCAGACCAUUAAAAAAAACAAGCUGCGGUGGUAGGAAGAAAGUUGUAGAAAAUAGUGAGGUGUUACAUUCUGAUAUUGUUACGAAUUUUGAGCAUUUAGAAUCUUUAGAUAUUCCUUAUGGUCCUUUGUUACGUUCAGAUAUACGUAUUUUUGCUCAAAAUAUAAACCCAGUGAGAGAUUACAUUAAAGGUCUUUGGUCCAAUCCCAAUUCGUGGUUAGAAGAAAACUAUAUUUAUUAUUAUUUAAACUACUUAACCACUCGCACUAAUAAACGAAUUGUUGUACUUGACCCUGCGUUUUCUUUUGUUGACUAUCAAUAUGGGGAUAGAGAUCCGCUAAUUCCUAUAGAAAAUUGUUUUAAUUAUUCUGUUGAUUAUGACAUUUUGCUCAUGCCCAUCUGUUUUCCAGGUCAUUUUGGGCUUAUAAUAUAUGACCGUUAUAAUAGAAAUGAUAUUAAAUGUUUGUUUGUUGAUUCUUUGCCUGCUGUUGAUAGAUUGUUUAAUGUUCGAUAUCCUGGAUUUGAUAUAAGGCGUAUUGAUUUGAUAAAACAAGGCAUAAGUGAGUUGACACCUGGUAUUGAUGCAGAUAAUAUUCAGAUUCAAACCCUUCCUCGUACUCAAUUUAGUGAACAAACUGACGGGGUUAAUUGCGGGUUUUUUGUUUGCUUGUAUUGUGAAUUGUAUUUGUUUAAUAAUAGUAAUAUGUUGAUUCCUGAUUUAAAUAUUAAUUAUGAAAGGAAACGAAUAAUUUGGAAUCUUUCUAAUUUAGCGUUGGCUAAUGAAAUUGAAUAUAUAGGACCUUCUUUGAUACAUUCCGCGAAUACGCCUAACGGGAAUUGUUUUAAUUUUAAUUUAGAAUUUCCAGGAGAAAUUCAAGAAAACUGUGUAGUUAAUAAUUUACCGGUAAUAAAUAUUGAACCUGAUCCUCCUUCACAAAACUUAAGAAGGUCUGCAAGAAUUAAAUCUAUGCAAAAAGAUAAUGUAUCCGAACUAAAUAUUAAUAAUAUUACACUUAAUAACUUAAAGGAAAUUACACCCCAUUGUCAUUGGUCUCAUAAAUUAUAUCCUUGCGCAGACAUGUUGUAAGCUACUACGAUUCUGGAAAUAUUGGAGAUAAGGAUUGUUUUUAUUGCGGUGCAUUGUUGUUUAAUUCUGAAAUUAAUGAGGCACAUUAUAAGAAGUUUAAAAAGAUUUCCUCUUCAUAUUGUUGUCGUUGUGGCUUAGUUAAACUUCCUUCGUUUAAACCCCAUCCUCAGUUAUUAAAAGACUUAACUAAAGGUGAUACUAAGGAUUCUUUAGAUUUUUUGAAAAAACAAAAUGUAUACAAUUCCCUCCUUGCUUUUGCGUCAAUUUAUGUAGGCCACAGAGAAACUAAACAUUAUGGUGGGGUUUGUUAUCUGCUAAAUGGCGAAUUUGUUAGAAAAAUGAGUUCGAUGGUAGCUGGAGAUUCAGGACCAUCAUUUUCC
Messenger RNA from Meloidogyne enterolobii, 1931 nucleotides. Lineage: Eukaryota; Metazoa; Nematoda; Chromadorea; Rhabditida; Meloidogynidae. The record is from the annotation of a GenBank genome assembly.